UCCGAGAAGAGAGAGAAUUAAUAUAAUAUUGUCAGCUAUAGGAAUGUGUUGUUAUAAUAAAAAGAAAAUUCCAAUAUCAUUUUGCAAAUAAUUUUGACAAUAGCUAUAAUCAAUAUUAACGAUAAGCCAAGGACUUCGACGACAAUAUGCUCAUAUUUGCAGUCAAAUUAUUGCAAAAAUAAAAAUAUUAAGCAAAAAUAAAAAAAAAAUUUUAGUUUAUUAAUAAAAACCAAAAGAAUAAAAAUAUUUUAAUAUUAUUUGGAAAAUAUUUCAAUUUAAUAAAAAUAAUUUUAUAUAGAGUGUGAAUAAAAUAGCAAAAAAAAAUUUAUUUAUAAAAAAAUCAAAAUAAAUAAAUAUUAUUAAAAUAUAUUUUAAUUUUAACCUUAUAACAAAAUAAUAUUAUAAUAAUAUUAUUCUAACAAUAAUAAUAUAAUAAAAGUGGGAAAAUACACGCUAGCACAAUGUAUCAAGUUGAAACGGAUUCAGAGGAUGAUUACGAAUGUUUGUUCCUAAAACCAGUUAAUGGUUACAAUAUGGCAGAGAGAAUAAAACAAGCAAAUGAAGAACUAUUUGCAUCUCCUGGUCCUAAAUCACCUUGUGUUUUGCCAAGAAGAGUAACCUUUCGAAGGGUACUCGAAGAUUAUGACGAUGGUGAUGAUAAUAUUAGUAUUGUUAGUGUUGAUAGUAUUGAUGGAACAAAUACCAAUACAAAUCAUGAAGUUAAAAAGAAAAUCUUAAAUCAUAUACCAGAAAUUGAAGAAGAAGAAAAACAAGAAACAAUAACUGAAUCAGAAACUGAAGAAAUUGUUGAAGAAAUUAUUGAAAUUAGUUUAAAUACUGAUAAUAAUGAAAAUUCAAAUGAAACAAAUCAAUUACAAAAUAAAGAAGAAGCUUCAACUUUAGAAACUAAUGAUGAUAUUGAUAAAUUAAAUAAUAAGAAUUUAAUGGAAACGAAUAGACCUAAAUCACCAACAUCACAAUCGACAACAAUCAUUGAAGAAGAAAUUGAAACAUCAAUAAAAAUUCAAGAAAUUCCUGCCACUCCACCAAGUGUAACUAUUGAUAAAACAAGUCCUUCAUCAUCGUUAUCAACAUCAUCAUCUGAUGAUGAUGAUUUAUCAGUAAUUGUUGCAUCAUAUAUUCCAGAAGAUUUUGAAAUUGUUCAAGAAAAAUCAACUGAUGAAAGUGAUGAAAAAUCAAAGAAAACAAAGAAAUUUUCAUUUCGUAAGAAAAAGAAAACAGAAACUGAAACAAAAUCAGCUGAUAAAAAUAAUAAGAAACAAAAAAAUAAUAAAAAUUCAACAACAACAACAACUUCGACAACAACCACAACAAGUGAAACAGAAGAUGAUUUAAAAUUUUAUUACAAAACUUGUUGUGAAUAUAAAAAUUCUGUAGAUGCAAAUGCAUCAUUACCAAAAUAUACUGGUUACUUAUCCGAAUAUGGUUUAAGUAAAGAACAAUUGCAAAAACGAAAUAUAAAUAUGGAAAAACAAAAGAAAAUUAUUUUAGAGAAAAAUUUGAAAGCAACUGAAUGUCAAAUACAAAAAAUGGAGGACAAUGAACGAGCAUUUACAAGAUGGUUAAAAAAUAAAAUGAGAUUUCCAGUUAAUAAAACAAAAAAUAUGUUUGAUUUUCAUCAAAAUAAAAAUGCAAAGAAGGCUAAAAGUUAAAAAGAAAAUUAAAACCUUAAAAAAUAAUUUAACUAAAACGCGCAGUAAAAAUUUCAAUUAUA
Molecule: messenger RNA, 1735 nt
Organism: Condylostylus longicornis
Lineage: Eukaryota; Metazoa; Arthropoda; Insecta; Diptera; Dolichopodidae
Exons: 3
Coding region: 462-1673 (403 amino acids)
Source: RefSeq, a predicted model, not a curated record